CGAGAUGGUCGUAGUCAUGCCUGAAAAUGAGAAACGUCCUCAGCUUGAUGUUCACCCACCUUCAUUGCAUAAAAUAAUACCGUUUUAAUUAAAGUUUUUUUUUAAAUGUAUUCUGGUUUUCCUGUGUUCAUGAAAAAUAUUUUGUGACUCAAAUUAAAAAUCAUGGUUAAGGCGAUUGAUUCGUGCACAUUCACCACCCGUUUGCUGAAUCGCAAACAAACAGUCGGUUUGGAUUUUAAUGAAAUUAAAGCCAGCUAGGUAGAUAUUUACUUUGCUAAAUAAGAAUUAAACAACUUUCCUUAUUUGAUAACACGACUUGGGAUGAUGAUUAAACACGAAGGUGAAGGUUGCUCUCGAAGGAAAAAGACUGAUUCUGCACAGAAGACGGACAACUGUGACUCAAACCUGACUGUUAACCUGUCCUCACCUGUGAUAGCUGCAUUCAAAGUUUUUCAGCUGGAGCUUGACACCAAACAUGACAAGUAUGAGCGCUUGGUAAAGCUCAGCAGAGACAUCACCAUCGACAGUAAGAGGACGAUCUUCCUCCUUCAUCGAGUCACCAGUGUCCCGGGUGUGGAGGAGGUGCUGACAGAAGCUGACGUGAAGCUGGACGGAGUCAGACAGAAGAUUGGGAUGAUUGCUGAAGAAAUCAGAGGAGAAGACCUAUACCAGUUCCACAGAGCCUUCACACCAGGUAUCCAGGAGUAUGUAGAGGCUGUUUCAUUCCAUCACUUCAUCAAACAUCGCACUCUCAUCAGCCUGGAAGAAAUCAAUGCCAAGCUGGUCUUUGUGAAGGACUCCGAUGCUAAGGAGACCGCUGAGGGCCAGCAGCCUAUUGGAGCCCAGCAGGUUCUGACCUUUCAGGUGACCCCUACAGACUACCUUUUGGGCGUGGCAGACCUGACCGGGGAACUCAUGAGGAUGUGUAUCAGCAGCGUGGGAAAUGGAGACAUGGAUACGCCCUUCCAGGUGUCUAUGUUUUUACGUCAAAUCCACGACGGCUUCUCCUACAUUGGUAACACUGGUCCUUAUGAGGUUAGUAAGAAGCUCCAUACCCUACGACAGAGCCUCUCCAAAGUGGAGGAUGCCUGCUAUACUCUGAAGGUGCGGGGCUCAGAGAUUCCCAAACACAUGCUUGCUGACGUCUUCUCCAGCAGGACGUCCAUGAUAGACCAGGACGAGGGAGUGGCGUAAUGGUGGGGUGAAGUCUGAUGGCCUGAAGAUGUGGAUUUCCAUUGUGGGGCGUGGCCUAAUGGUGGGGUGGGGUCUGAUGGCCUGAAGGUCUGGAUGUCCAUAGUGGGGCGUGGCCUAAUGGUGGGGUUGGGUCUGAUGGCCUGAAGGUGUGGAUGUCCAUAGUGGGGUGUGGUGUAAUGGUGGGGUGGGGUCCAAUGGCCUUAAGGUGUGGAGGUUCAUAGUGGGGCGUGGUCUAAUGAUGCAGAGCAUGAUUUUGAGGGGUGAAAUUACUCUUAGAUGCUGAUCUUGGGUCAGUGAUGUUCAGUAGUUGGAAGAGAAAAAACUGAUCCUGGAUCCGUACCUCGGGGGAACUGAUCCUGGAUCCGUACCUCGGGGGAACUGAUCCUGGAUCCGUACCUCGGGGGAACUGAUCCUGGAUCCGUACCUCGGGGGAACUGAUCCUGGAUCCGUACCUCGGGGGAACUGAUCCUGGAUCCGUACCUCGGGGGAACUGAUCCUGGAUCCGUACCUCGGGGAAACUGAUCCUGGAUCCGUACCUCGGGGAAACUGAUCCUGGAUCCGUACCUCGGGGAAACUGAUCCUGGAUCCGUACCUCGGGGAAACUGAUCCGUACCUCGGGGAAACUGAUCCUGGAUCCGUACCUCGGGGAAACUGAUCCUGGAUCCGUACCUCGGGGAAACUGAUCCUGGAUCCGUACCUCGGGGAAACUGAUCCGUACCUCGGGGAAACUGAUCCUGGAUCCGUACCUCAGGGAAACUGAUCCGUACCUCGGGGAAACUGAUCCGUACCUCGGGGAAACUGAUCCUGGAUCCGUACCUCGGGGAAACUGAUCCGUACCUCGGGGAAACGGAUCCUGGAUCCGUACCUCGGGGGAACGGAUCCUGGAUCCGUACCUCGGGGAAACUGAUCCUGGAUCCGUACCUCGGGGAAACUGAUCCUGGAUCCGUACCUCGGGGAAACUGAUCCUGGAUCCGUACCUCGGGGAAACUGAUCCGUACCUCGGGGAAACUGAUCCCGCAUCCGUACCUAAGAGGAAUCUUCAUACUGCUUCAUUAUACCGUCAGGAUCUUGUUCAAUAGGAAAAGUUUAUGGAAUAUUGCAGAUGCAAAUGUAGUACAAUGUCAUGAUUUCUUAUUCUAUUGGAAUGUUUAUUUGUAAUAUUUUUCUAUUUCAACAUGCCACUAUGUAUUUGCUUGUUGAGCAGAGCUUAUUAUCAUAGAGAUGUAUAGAAGACUUAACUACCAGGCACAUACUCAUUGAAGACAUUUAACAUUUUAAUGUAGUCAACUAGGUGGGACUUCUAACUACAUUGGAUGACCUUUCCUGAUGACUAAAUCAUGUGAUCAUGUCUCCAACUGGUUCAUCAGCAAGGACAGCCAAUGAAUGAGAGUGAAUUUGUUUCAUUCAGAGAUCCCCUCAAUGGACAUAUGCCAAUGAGGAAACCAAUGCCAUAAUUACAUGUUCCACUGACGAGUCCUCUUUCCAUCUCUGUGCCUAAUGGCCUCUAGUCCCACUGGCAUUCCUGUUUUGGUUCACCUCUGCUUGUUUAAAUUGUGCGUUGUUUUUGUGCCUUUUUUUAAUAUUUUUUUUAUGUUUUUUAAUUUCAUUUGUUGAUUUAACCCAAACAUUGUUAUUUACUGGAGUCAUUUCUAACUUGAAGUUAAUUUAGUUAACAAAAAUAAAAUUGUCGCUAUUACUUUUGUAUUUUUAUUUUUUAUUUUACAAAAGAUAGUGUUAAUAAAGUUCAAAAAACUUUUUGGAA
Esox lucius (northern pike) is the source of this 2956-nucleotide messenger RNA. It is a transcript of the gene tsnax, whose product is annotated as translin-associated factor X. Gene Ontology annotation, cellular component: nucleus; cytoplasm. The transcript has 8 exons. Gene Ontology annotation, molecular function: sequence-specific DNA binding; RNA endonuclease activity; RNA binding. NCBI's taxonomy places the organism in Eukaryota, Metazoa, Chordata, Actinopteri, Esociformes, Esocidae. The record is from RefSeq and is a predicted model, not a curated record. The coding region runs from base 322 to 1194 and encodes 290 amino acids.